UGUGUGUGUGUGUGUGUGUGUCUGUGUGAAAGUAGGGAGGCAUGCCAAGAGGUUGUUUCACCUACUGUGAGAGUUUACUUCUGCUGAAACUAGUGGACAGUAACUCUUGCUCACCUUUUCCCAGUCUCCCCCCUUUUUUAACCCUACACCUUCUUGCCUUUCAAGACAUCAUGGAGAAGUGCUAACCAUACAUACACCAUUGGUUUUAGACAAUCUCUUUCAGUGAGAGGACUUGCCCGUUAUGAUGUCUGAUAGCCCAAAGUGUGAUAUUGGACAAGAGAGCUCACAGGACGAUUCACCAGGUGGCCCGUCAGACGGAGCCCAGUCUUCACCCCAGCGGAGCCGAGCUGUCAUGCUACCCAAAGUGGAGACAGAAGCUCUGGGACUCGCUCGAUCGCAUGGGGAACGGGGGCACAUGCCUGGACAUAUGCAAGCACCCCAGUAUAAAAUGAUGGACUAUUCCUACGACGAAGACCUGGAUGAGAUGUGUCCUGUGUGCGGGGACAAGGUUUCCGGUUACCACUAUGGGCUCCUCACAUGCGAGAGCUGCAAGGGCUUCUUCAAGCGCACAGUCCAGAACAACAAGCGCUACACGUGCAUCGAGAACCAGAGCUGUCAGAUCGACAAGACCCAGCGGAAACGCUGCCCCUACUGCCGCUUCCAGAAGUGCCUCACAGUCGGCAUGAAACUGGAGGCCGUGAGGGCAGACCGCAUGCGAGGCGGCCGCAACAAGUUUGGCCCCAUGUACAAGCGGGACCGGGCGCUGAAGCAGCAGAAGAAAGCUCUUAUCCGCGCCAGCGGCCUGAAGAUCGAGGCCAUGACACAGGUGAUGCAGAGCGUGCCUACCGACCUCACCAUCUCCUCAGCCAUCCAGAACAUCCACUCCGUCUCCAAGGGCCUGCCGUUAAGCCACGCCGCGCUGCCGCCAAUCGACUACGACCGCAGCCCCUUCGUCACGUCGCCCGUCAGCAUGGCCAUGCCGCCACACGCCGGCAGCCUGCAGGGCCACUACCAGGCCGCCUACGGCCACUUCCAGAGUCGCACCAUCAAGUCCGAGUACCCCGACCCGUACACCAGCUCGCCUGAGUCCAUCAUGGGCUACCCGUACAUGGACACGUACCAGAGCGGCUCGCCGCCCAGCUUCCCGCACCUCAUCGUGGAGCUGCUCAAGUGCGAGCCAGACGAGCCGCAGGUGCAGGCCAAGAUCCUGGCCUACCUGCAGCAGGAGCAGGCCAGCCGGGGCAAGCACGAGAAGCUCAACACCUUCGGCCUCAUGUGCAAGAUGGCCGACCAGACGCUCUUCUCCAUUGUGGAGUGGGCACGCAGCAGCGUAUUCUUCAGAGAGUUGAAGGUUGACGACCAAAUGAAGCUCCUGCAGAACUGCUGGAGCGAACUCCUCAUCCUCGACCACAUCUUCCGGCAGGUUCUCCACGCCAAGGACAGCUCCAUUCUCCUGGUGACCGGCCAGCAGGUGGAUUAUGCUGUAAUUGCCUCCCAAGCCGGGGCCACCCUUAACAACCUGAUGAGCCAUGCACAGGAUCUGGUGAGCAAGCUGCGCGCCCUGCAGUUUGACCAGAGGGAGUUCGUCUGCCUCAAGUUCCUGGUGCUGUUCAGCCUGGACGUGAAGAACCUGGAGAACUUCCACCUGGUGGAGAGUGUGCAGGAGCAGGUGAACGCGGCGCUGCUGGAUUACGUCAUGUGCAACUACCCGCAGCAGACGGACAAGUUUGGCCAGCUCCUGCUCCGGCUGCCGGAGAUCCGCGCCAUCAGCCUGCAGGCCGAGGAGUACCUCUACUACAAGCACCUGAACGGGGACGUGCCCUGCAACAACCUGCUCAUCGAGAUGCUCCAUGCCAAGCGCGCCUGAGACAGGGAGAGGAGAGGUAGACAGACUCUAAGACAAACAGACUGACAGACAGACAGACAGGUGAACGUAGGAGAGAACGAGAAAGAGAGACUCACCACAACAGCCGAGGCAGCUCAGAACAGUGACUAACUUGAUGCCGUCAUCACCAUCAUUGCUUCCAUUGUGCCACUGCAGAAGAGAAGGUCAAACCCUGAGCUGAUGUGAAUGAUAGCUGUGCGGGAGAGUUAUAAAGGGGCAGCCUAGCAACUGUGUGUGCAUCUUUUUCACCACCCAUGUAUCAUAUGUGAUACAGUUCACUAAAAGCCAACAAAGACACACAUGUACAAAAGCUCAUGCCAAUCUCACGAUCCCUUCAUCCUCUGAGGUGGUGUUGGGGUGCCAGUAAGAGUUGUGUUGGUUCAUGACGACCAUUUACCAAAUCUUCAGCGACACUGUUGAACAAACAAACACCAAGACAGAAACAAAAUGGUGGGACGGAAACAAAAAAAAGACGGGUGAAUGUUGAGAGACUUCAAACUGGUUGAGUCUACAACUGUGACACAUGUUUGGUUUAUUGCAGAUGGAAGAAAAGAAAGAAAUUCACGUGAAGAAAAAAAAAGAGAUCAAACCUCCACGAACAAAAGACUCAACAGAAAAAGUGAGAUGCAGACAAAACAACCGAGUUCACACUUAAACCCAGUGUGAGGCUGUGUGUGAGAAAAGGUAGAGCCGAUAGAGGGAGAGAGACAGAGAGGAAGACAGACACAUCUCUCCUUCUCUGAAGGCUAAGUGAUUGAGCCAACCUCAGAGGGCUCCGGCCCAAGACUCUUUUGUUCAGGAGUUGGUACUUUGGUUGAUGCUGGUUUAACAAAAGCCUCUUCCACACUGUCUUGUCUGUUUUAAGGCACUCGGGGCAUUUUGAACUUCCGACUAUGAGAGAUUAACUACACAGACUAUGAGAAAUGAACUCCAAAUGAGUGGCGUUUGUAUUCGCCACCUCACCUUGAAGACUUUUAUUAGCAUCCCCUCAGCAAUUAAAAAAAAAAAGCAAUUUAAAAAAAAAGUACAAGAUGAAUCAAAGCAAGAGCAAGAAACAUGUACAUAAUGACGCAAAAUAAAAAGAGAAGACUACAGAUUUAAAAAAUGGCAUCUCUUUUAAACUGGCAGCAAUUUUCUUCCCCUUGGUAAUUCUGAGGAGCUUCUUUAACCCCUCUGUCAAGUGUCAUAAGUUUAAGUGCUUACCUCAUACAGUACAAUGUUGAUGGGAGAAACUGAAUACUGUCAAUUUGGUAAUUGGUUCAUACAGAUCUGUCAACCUGUGCGUUUCUGAUCAGUUCCUCUGUGAAAAGUCCCAAGCAUUGAAACAACUGUGGCCAUGUUUUCUGUUCCCAUAAUGCAACUGUUUCGCGAUGGAACGAGGUCAGACAGAGAUGAAGAACUACUGCCUCCGUCAACACAAGACCAAAGCCUUCUGCAAAACAACCACCACCACAGAAAGAACAACUCAUCCUUAACUAUCAGUAUUAUACAUUUUUGUGAUGUCACAGUUAUGUGAGUCUUGCCUUACUUCAUUAUCAUGCUAGCUAACCGUGCAGAUGUGAACUGAAAUGUGUACAAAUAUAUAAAUAUAUAUAUAUAUAAAGUAUUAAUGUUGUAAAAUUAAAAAAGAAACAUGGAAAAAUGACGAACAUGGAUACACAAUGUGUUUACAUUUACGUGGUCACGUGAGAAAGAACUGUGAUAAAGACUAAAUUACAAAGCAAUGGUUUCCUGAAAGAAUAGAAGAGAAACAAAAAAAAAACAACAGUUCCUCUGGAUUGCUUUUGUUGGUGUGUACAGUUUUUUUUUCAUUCUAUUUUUUCUCUUUUGUUUUCUUUUUUGGAACAGUACUUAAUGAUGUCGUGAGACACUAAAAUCAGAAAGGAAUCUCACUUAAAUCCAAGUUUCUAACAUUCUGUUUUGUUGCUCAUUUGAUCAUUUGCAAGGGUUUCCAUAUUUUCUUCUCCGUAUAUGACAUGUCAUUUUUGUAGAGCUGUCUUUCUUAUGUUCUACCGUUUAAUAUAUGUCCCUGGUUAAGCUUUAAAAUUUGGAGAUAAUUUAUUGUGUCUUGGUUUUCAUUCUUGUGUUUGGUUAGAGCACAGGAAUUGUGUUUACUGUGGCAUGUGUUAACAAAAAGAAGAGAAAAAAAAACACUGUGGAAAUGAGAUGCGGUUCAGAACCACACACACAAAAAUCAUCUUUUAAACCACCACAGUCCUCUCUGUUAAAUACUGUAUCUUAUUUCUUUGACCUCACAUGCAAACAACGUAUGAAAAAAUAACAUCAGAAUAAUUGUAUUUAAGUUCAAAUGUGCAAUUUGGUGCAUCACUUUUUUGCUAUAACUGAAUUUGAAACAGCUUGACUUUGAAACAUGUUUGUUCUAUACCAAAGACAACAUCUGUCCCCCGAGUUAUGGUUUUGAGUCCUGCAUUAUAAAGAACGAGCAACAGUGUCAAGCAGCUGAUCUCUUUUCACCCAGUGAGAAGGUUGGCAUUCCUUGUUGUCACUUUUGUGGAAUUUGGAGGUUGUCUUACUCAAUUUUAUUAAGUGUCAAAGUAUUUAAAAAACAAUAUCUGAGCCAUGGUGACACACACACUUACACACUCACACCCACACAGACACUCAUACAAACAGAAAACAUAUGGAAUCCUUAAGAACCAUCAUUUUAAUGAUUUGCACAAACAAUAACGAAAUUCCUGGCUGCAACACAAACACAAACAGAAUUAUUUGAAGGCUGAUCACAUUUUGUAAAUAUUGGUGGUAUAGUUCUUUUUUAAACUGGACAGGUGAUGUCCCUGAGCCCUCUAGCUGACUGGUUUGUAUGUUUGGUGCUUUCCAUGGUUUUUUCUUCUGUCUUGUAUGUGUUCAGACAAUCUUUAAUGCAUCACGGCCCUAUUACCUGUGCUUUUCUGAAUUACAGCUGCCUUUGAUGUCAAUACACACCUAUGUGCGUGCACACACACACACACACACACACAUACAGACACACACCAUCUUCUAAUCUAGUCAUCCCUCUCUCCCCCUCUUUCUCUCCCUCUCUCUCUCUCAAACACACACACGGACAUACACACACCAUCUCCUAAUCUGGUCAUCCCUCUCUCUCUCAAACAGACACACAGACACACAGACACACACACAGAGGUUCACAUUGUUUCAGCAGUCUCCACAACACAGCUAGACAGAUGUCAGUCACUCAUGCUGAUUCCUCUGGCGGGAAGCUCUUACCAUGGAGCUGAUGGAUUUCCCCUUACCCCCUCUUAUUUAAAUAAAUCAUUAAUAUUA
Messenger RNA from Clupea harengus (Atlantic herring), 5167 nucleotides. It is a transcript of the gene nr5a2, whose product is annotated as nuclear receptor subfamily 5, group A, member 2. Gene Ontology annotation, cellular component: RNA polymerase II transcription regulator complex. NCBI's taxonomy places the organism in Eukaryota, Metazoa, Chordata, Actinopteri, Clupeiformes, Clupeidae. The record is from RefSeq and is a predicted model, not a curated record. Gene Ontology annotation, biological process: tissue development; regulation of transcription by RNA polymerase II; hormone-mediated signaling pathway. Gene Ontology annotation, molecular function: nuclear receptor activity; RNA polymerase II cis-regulatory region sequence-specific DNA binding; zinc ion binding.